AUGCAUCCCCGCAAUGGCUACCAGGCGCCACUGGAUCUCGGCGCGCUGGCGCGGGCGGAUGCGCGCCUCGCGCCGUUUGUGCACGAGGACCGAGGCGAGGUACAAGUGAAUUGGGACGAUCCGGCGGCGCUGCGUGCCGUCACCGGAGCGCUGCUCUUGCGUGACUUUUCGAUCCAGGUGACGCUCCGCGACGAUCGUCUGUGCCCUGCGCUGCCGAACCGCCUCAACUACGUGUUGUGGAUCGAGGACAUGAUGCGGGCGCUGCAUCCCAUAGACUGUGCGUCGUACGACGACGUGCGCGGAGGGGAUAUCGGCACUGGGAGCGUCGCUAUAUACGCGUGCUUGUGCUGUGCCUUGCACGCCCAGUGGACCAUGGUCGGCACAGACGUCGACGCAGAUGCGCUCGCACACGCCCAAGCGAUGCUUGAUGAAAACGCGCACGUUGGCACCCGCAUCGAGCUGCGUCACACGUCCAAGGACGCGUUGCUGCUGCCGGACGGGCACUUGCACUUUACGCUGUGCAAUCCCCCGUUUUACGCGUCGCCCGAAGAGCGCGCGGCGCUCGCAGCGGCGAAGCGCGAGGCGCGCCGUCCCACUGAAGGCAGCCACGACGAAAUGUAUACCCCCGGCGGCGAGGCCGCAUUUGUCCUCCGCAUGCUCGACGAAAGUAUGCUGCCUGCGAACCGCGAGCGGAUUGUGUACGUCGCUUGA
Molecule: messenger RNA, 711 nt
Organism: Malassezia japonica
Lineage: Eukaryota; Fungi; Basidiomycota; Malasseziomycetes; Malasseziales; Malasseziaceae
Product: 23S rRNA (adenine(1618)-N(6))-methyltransferase
Exons: 1
Coding region: 1-711 (236 amino acids)
Biological process (GO): rRNA base methylation
Cellular component (GO): nucleus
Molecular function (GO): 23S rRNA (adenine(1618)-N(6))-methyltransferase activity
Source: RefSeq, a predicted model, not a curated record